Anolis sagrei ordinatus is the source of this 896-nucleotide messenger RNA. The record is from RefSeq and is a predicted model, not a curated record. NCBI's taxonomy places the organism in Eukaryota, Metazoa, Chordata, Lepidosauria, Squamata, Anolidae.
UGGGGGCGGUCCGCCAGUUCGUUUUACAUUGUCUCAAAUUUAAUAUAUUGUUUAGGGCUUUUCACGUUGCGGGUAUCAAUAAUGAUUUGGCUGACGCUCUGUCUCGUAUGCAGAUGGGGCGCUUCAGGCUGUUGGCACCCGGCGCGGACGUAUGUGCAGAGACCAUGCCAGACCAUCUCUGGAGGGUUGGAGAGACGAGACAGCGUUAGGUCUUUCUGGGCUGGCACAUAGAAGAAGGGUCCUGAUAUGCGGUCACAGUUUUGUCUUCUGGGCUGGCAGAGAGGCCAACAGGACUGCCUAUGGCCAGCAUUUGGGUCUUGCUUCCACGGCGGCGGUGGAAUGGAGAGGCAAGAGAGGCCUGCGUUGGGACGGUUUGUGCCCAUUGUUGUUCAGUGCCGGGAGUGUUUUGCCUCCUGAKGUUUUAGUUAUCCACCUCGGUGGUAACGAUUUGGGCCUGUUAACAGGCAAAGCCCUAUUUUUACAAGCUCGGGCUGACAUUAAGAAGAUUUGGUGGACAUGGCCUCGGGUUCACGUCGUUUGGUCCGCUAUUAUACCUCGUCGCAGGUGGUUAGGUGGAGGCGACGUGGGGAGGCUUGAAAAAGCCAGGAAGCGAGUGAACCGGGCCAUGCGUCUGUUCAUGGUAUGUCAGAGAGGUCAUUACAUUGAACACCCAAACAUCACACGUUUUGAUGAGGAGUUAUAUAGGGGUGACGGGAUACAUCUUUCAGAGCUGGGCAACCAACGUUUUUUAUUGAAUUUACAGGAUGGUAUUAGAGGGGUGCUUGAGGAAUUGGUGGGGGAUGGGGGCGAAAUAGACAUUUGCCCCCAAUCCGUGGCGUAAUAGAUAGGGUAAUUCCUUUAGUCGGUGUGCACCUAGGGCACCCCUUUAAGGGGUG